CAAGAUACUUGCACAAUUUAAAAAUGUUAUCUAUGUAAUUACUGCUCAUUUAAUAUUGUUGUGUUUAUAUUAUAAAUAUUGAAAGUUCAAAACCCAAACGUAUUUUAGAAAAUUAUUUCUCGAAAAGCCUUUGGCUUUUUAGCACAUUUUGUAUUUUUGUUGGCUUCUAUACAGUGCUUCCUGUUUAAUGCCAUAAUAUUUUGAGUUUUUUAACUUCCAAAGUUUAACUUACUAGAACAGUGUGCUCCAUUCUAUAAUUUCACACCGGAGCAUUGAACAUGGCCCUACUAUUGAGAGCAACCUUUCACUUUUAUGCAAAAUGCAUAAAAUGUUUGUGUUUCAUGUUUUUUCGGCCACUUAACAAUGGCUACUUUGAGUCCUGAUUUUUUUAAUUUAACAGCUGUUCUGCAACCCUGAAACUAAUUGCAUAUAUGCUUUAUAAGAAUUUCAAAAAAAGGUUUAUUACGUGGCAAUUGAGUCAAAUCGUGAAUUGCUAAAUAAACCAAUGCAUUUUUCAUCUUUAUUUGUGUGCAGUCGAAAGUCCAAUCUCUUUGACAACUGCACAAACGAUGAUUGCACGCAGUUUCGAAUGCAUAUGCGGUAUAAUAAUGAGCUCCUUAUUUGAACAGAGGGCGAGGGUAUAUUUUCUUUCACGGAACACACAAUUUUUAGUUUUUUCUUAUUGCUCUAGAUGUUGUGACAGAGUUACCCUCCUGAAUCAGACUUCUGAGUGUUCGUGGUUGAGAUAAAUAGCCCCAGUGUGUGAGCUGGGAUUUUGUUGUUGCUCAUUGUGUGGCUCGUAUCCCCUGGCUUCAUCAGAUACCAUGUGAUGGGGCGAAUUCUCUGUUCCCCCCAGCUGAGUUGGGACACCCUCUCCGGUUACAGCCAGGGCUGUGUAUUUCGCGUGCACUGAUCUUUGUUUCAGAUGUUGGACGCACCAAUAAUCAGUGCAGUGUGUUUCUCGCGAGUUUGACCAAGCCAUUCAAUUAGACAGUGUACAAGAAUGUAUUUGUCGCAGAGUUGAUUUCAUAUUAUUGUCUCUGGUUAUGAUAUUUUUUGUGUUAUGCUUAAAUUAACAAGGUUCUCUGACGUUCGAAACAAAGGAAGUUAUCCAAAUACCGGGACAAGAGCCAAACAGACAGGAGCAAAGUAUGUCCGCAGAGAGAAAAGCUUCUUUAAAAAAAUAAAGUCGGCUCUACCAGACCAUCCAUGUCCCGGAGUCUCUGAAAGCCUGAGCUGUGCGAUUCUGCCCAGGAGUGUUCCGGUGCAGCUCGGCGUCUCUGCUUGGUGAGCGAAGAACUUCGUUCUCGAAUCGGAACUCCAGUUCAACCCGCGCCCGGCUAAAAGACGACAUUACCCUGCAGGCGCUCUCGUCGCAACCGUUGAAGCGAAAAGAAGUCUCCUCGUUGUGACGAAGGCAAGAGAAUAGUCGACUGCAAACGUGGAGAUGAAUGGACUCAACAGCCCUGGAGGCCCCAAGAGCCGCCCAGGCCUCUCGGACAUGGCCACGUACCAGCAGUGGCUUGCCAGCCGUCACGAAGCCACCCUCAUCCCCAUGAAGGAGGACCUCGCCAUGUGGCUCACCGAGAUUCUGGGUACGGAAAUCCGCGCGGAGACAUUCAUGGAGCAGAUUGACAACGGCGUCCUUCUCUGCCGCCUUGGGAGCAUCCUGCAGGCAAAGGCUAAGGAGAACAACUAUGCAGACAAUGUCACUAAGCGCUUUCCACGGCGGAAGAUCCCCUGCAGAGCCAACGCCCCAGCUGGGACCUUCUUUGCACGGGACAACACGGCUAAUUUUCUCGCUUGGUGCCGAGAGGCUGGUGUCGAUGAAUCCUGCAUGUUCGAGUCCGAAGGGCUUGUGCUACACAAGCAACCUCGCGAGGUUUGCCUUUGUCUUCUCGAGUUGGGACGCAUCGCCGCCAGAUUUGGCAUCGAUCCUCCGGGGCUCAUCAAGCUGGAGAAGGAGAUCGAGCAGGAGGAGGCGCGGGCGAUCGCCCGCUCGUCAUCCGGCUCGUCAGCCUCCUCUGCGUCGCCGGCGUCGCCGUGCACCUCGUGCCCGCCAUCGCCCUCUUCCUCCUCUUCCGCAACGUUGGCGGUGGCAGCCUCUUCCAGCACACCCACCACACCGCGGGCUCCCAAGGAGAAGAAACAAGUGCGGGACAAGGUCCUGGAAUCGGCCAUCAAGCGGAUAUCAGAGAAGCUUCCGUGUCAGUGCCAGGCAAGCUUCCAGGUGGAAUAUUAUUCCGAUGGAAGAUACCGGUUCGGGGACAAGAUCGUCUUCGUCAGGAUGCUGCACAACAAACACGUGAUGGUGCGUGUGGGUGGAGGCUGGGAGACCUUUGAGGGCUACCUUCUAAAGCACGACCCCUGCCGAAUGCUGCACAUAUCGCGCGUCGACGGCCGCAUCUCCGGCCUGCCCGUGCCCGCGUGUGCGCCCUCCUCCCCGGCGACUUCCAGCUGCCAGUCCCCCCUGCCUCCCCCUCACUCCCCGGCAAAACCCAACGGCUACCUCCUUUCCUCCGGCAGCUACAAAAGCCGCAAGCAGGUGGCGAGCUAGGCAGGGCCGCACGGAGCGAGAUGUAUGUAUGUAUGCUGAACUCCUUUCGCACCCUGCGUAGCCGGCCGUGCUAAUUGGAGGUGCGGAGGAAGGGACGACAAACUAAAACACAAAGCGGUUCUAAAGAAAUUUGUUUUCAAUCUAGAAGUGGGAUGAUCUCAAACUCUCGUCACAAACGGUUCAUCCGGAUGGGCUGACUGCAGAGUGAUGCCCCGGAUUUGGUGAACUCCAUGGACUGCCAAGAAAACUGUGUUAUAAAAACUGUUUUUUUUUGCUGUUUGGUUAGAAUCGCUGAGAAGCUGUUUAUGGGCAGUUGGUGCUUAUAUAUUUUAGAAAAUCUGCUGUCCAAAGCGGAGCUAAUGGGGCAUGUUCAGCCAUUUGUAUUUUUUACUUGUGCGGGCUUCAAGUGUUGUAAAAAACAUAUAGUUCUGAAUAGGGUCAUUAGGAGAAGCUUGCUUGUAUGAUGUAAACAUUUUUGGACCAUUCACUCAAGGCCAGAGCUAUCUGAAUGCAAUAGGUGAAAAGUGGAGCAAUGUGUACAUGACAGUCUGAAUGAAUGAAUUAUCCGUAAUGUUUUCCUUAGUUUCUGUUUCUUAUGACCAAACUUAUUUUAGUCUUUGUUGCGAUUACUUGCUAGAUUUCACGGUUAUUCUUGCCAGCAAGAAACAAUUGUUAACGUUUUUUUGCUGUUCAUGCCAUUAGCUCAAAGGAACGGCAUGUGAUCAGCCCCAUUGCGUACCUGUAGUGAUAAUGUAUGUAUUUCCAUAUUGAAAAAACAAUGACAUACUUUGUUCUUUACAUUUAUUUACAGGUUUUUGAAAAUUAAUUGACUUUCUUUGAAUAGCAUACAAAAUACAAUUGUUUGCCCGUGGGAAUAGCUGAAAUUUAGUAACUUAAAAUGACAUGUUCUUGAAUGCCUCAUUGUUCAGUUGUAUUCAUUGUUUGGUUAACACCAGUGCCUACAUCUUUAUACAGGUUACCCUGACUCACAGUGAUUUUAUACACACCAAUGGAAGUGCAGUACCAAACAUUUUUUUCAGUUUACUUUUUUUCUCCCGUUUAUGUAUUCUAAGGAGCAAUAUUUCUCAGUGCACGAAUUUAUGUGCCUCAUUAGAUUUUACGUUUUAACUGGUAAUUAUACGCAAUGCUCAAAUGUCUUCCAUAUAAUACAUCAGUGCCUUCACGUUGUAAAGCUAGAUUAUGUUCCAAAUGUGUGUUUGGGCGUAUAGCUGUGUGUCAAGUCGCAAGGUUUACUGUAGCAUACUCUUUGGUUCUAUUCGGUAAAAUCACGUAGGUAAAAAAUGAAAAAACAAAAAUCACGACGUUUCGGCCA
Molecule: messenger RNA, 3890 nt
Organism: Petromyzon marinus (sea lamprey)
Lineage: Eukaryota; Metazoa; Chordata; Hyperoartia; Petromyzontiformes; Petromyzontidae
Gene: GAS2
Product: growth arrest specific 2
Biological process (GO): actin crosslink formation
Cellular component (GO): actin filament
Molecular function (GO): microtubule binding; cytoskeletal adaptor activity; actin filament binding
Source: RefSeq, a predicted model, not a curated record